AUGACGCACCAAGAGAUCGCACAGGUUCGAAAGCCAGCUCCCAGGUUUACCGCGAAAGCUGUUGUUGACGGCGUGUUCAAGACUGUUUCCCUUGACGAUUAUAUCAACGAUCCAGAAAUCAAAUAUACCAUCCUCUUCUUCUAUCCGAUGGAUUUCACUUUUAUCAUUGCUUUUUCUGAGAAUAUUGAACGGUUCAGAGCGCUAAAAACGGCAGUUCUUGCUUGUUCCUGCGACAGCGAAUACAGUCAUCUUGCAUGGGUCAACACGCCAAGAAAAGAAGGUGGCCUUGGUCCCAUGAAGAUUCCUCUUAUUGCCGAUAAAACUCACGAAAUUGCCAAGAAGUAUGGUGUCUAUCUGGAACAGGACGGGUUCUCCCUUCGGGGCCUAUUCAUCAUUGAUGGUAACGGUAUUGUGCGGCAGAUCACAAUUAAUGACACACAAGUGGGCCGCAGUAUUGAUGAAGCGCUACGUCUCCUCGAGGCGUUCCAGUUUAACGACGAAUUUGGUGAAGUUUGUCCUGCCAACUGGAAAAAGGGUGCUGCAACAAUUAAGCCCAACGUUCAUGAGAGCAAAGAAUACUUUGGACAACAAAGCUAA
Molecule: messenger RNA, 597 nt
Organism: Paraglomus occultum
Lineage: Eukaryota; Fungi; Glomeromycota; Glomeromycetes; Paraglomerales; Paraglomeraceae
Source: the annotation of a GenBank genome assembly